Messenger RNA from Papaver somniferum (opium poppy), 1224 nucleotides. RefSeq lists its product as uncharacterized. Bases 696 to 1190 code for a protein of 164 amino acids. Lineage: Eukaryota; Viridiplantae; Streptophyta; Magnoliopsida; Ranunculales; Papaveraceae. The transcript has 3 exons. The record is from RefSeq and is a predicted model, not a curated record.
UCCUCUCCGCAACUUUCUCCUCUUCAACUGUUCUCCAAUUUCUCUCCAUCAUAUCUUAUGAUUAUCAUAUUUCACUUCGCAUUUUCCUUCUCCAUCCAAUUUUUUUUUUAUCCCUUCUUUACCAUUUCUCACUUGUAGAUUCCCUCAUCUUCUCCCUUCUGAUCUUGAUCAUCUUGAUUACCUCGAUUUAAUUUAUUUAGACUUUCAUUCCAAGAAUGCCGCCCACUGGUUGGAAGAAUGUUUGAGAUUUCAAGAGGGCAAAGGAGGGAUUCGAUCAGAGAGGCUUUAACUUAUCCGCUCCCCUAGAUCAGAAUUUGUUUUGUCUUGAGCCCCAGUGGUUUUCUCUUGAACAAUGGAGCAAUCAAAAGGUUAUUAUCUCUCUUGAACAAUUGCUUGCGGGUCUUCCUAUUCCUCUCAUUAAUCCUGAAAUUCCACUAUUGUAUAACUUUUAUCUCAUGAGAAAUUUUCACGUGGUAUAUUCCAACUGAGCGGUGAUUCCAUUAGGAUUAUGGUGAAAUAUUCCCAUCAUGCAGCUGAGUUAGAAUCUAUUUAUUCAGAAGAAGUAAGGAAUCCGAAUUGCAUUCCAAAGGAGAUUAAUCAAAUGGAGUACACGGUAGACAAUUUCUUCAAGCACUAUAAUAUUGUUAUAAUGGAUAAUAAAUCAUUUAGGUGGGGUAUUAGCUUAUCUAGAGCAGAUGGUAUCGCCGAGGCAGAUAGGAUUAUGCGAGAAUCUGAUUGGCAUGAUCUCACCAAUAGUACCGUGCGUAAAUCGAAGGAUGAGCGUUGGGAUGAGUAUCCCCUUAUUUUGGAAGGUCCUUAUGUUUCUGGUCAAGAAACUGAAUAAGAAGGCUAACAAGGAUGCGUCCCAGGCGUCAACUUCACAUAAUAAUGAAAUAAGGGUUGGAGAUGCUGAUCGUGCCAAUGAUGAAGUCUCUCUCCCAAAAGGAGGUGUUCCCUCAAAGACUAAUGGUAAAGGUAUGAAGGAUUUAGCUAAGAAAAGUAAGUUCUCCUCUCCAACACUUCCGGACACUUGUUCUCGUGAUGAUGCACUUUUUUCUCCUGAAAUUUCCUCCCCCGUAUCUCAUAUGGAACAACUAUCAGGCAUAUUUUGUAACUCCUUAACAUCCCUUGCUGACGAAGAAUUGACUCACACAUGUGGAUCCAUCAAAAAUGUUAGGAAAUGUAGGUAGUGUGCAUUUUGAUGAUAUUCAUACUAAUUAUAUA